Messenger RNA from Prunus avium (sweet cherry), 606 nucleotides. RefSeq lists its product as uncharacterized. The record is from RefSeq and is a predicted model, not a curated record. Lineage: Eukaryota; Viridiplantae; Streptophyta; Magnoliopsida; Rosales; Rosaceae.
UUUGUGCAAGGCUCAUCAUGACUUCCUCUUUUGGCUCCAUUUCCUCCCACUCACCAUAAAAAGCAGGCCAUAGGGCUUCUCCUCCAAACACUGAAACUCAAACAACAGCAGUAAGCUAGGGAAAGAAAAUUGAAAAAACCUAGCCAAGAUGCUUCUUCAAGUCAAGAUUUUCAUCAUCCUCUUCCUGCUCUUUGAUUUGCCAAUUUCAGGCAGAGCUGACAACUUCAAGGAUGGCAUGGAGCUCACCUACUCAAGUGGUCAUGAGGUGAAUAUUAUUGAGAUGAUGAAAGGGAGAAAGCUGCUUCUUGCACUUGAUGCAAUGCUGGAUUAUCAGGAGCCAGGGGCCAAUCCAGGGCAUGAACCACGUAAAGGUGGAGGUAGAGGUCCUUGAAUAUCUAGAUGUGAUCACCUACUUUGCCGCCAAGCUAUGAACUCUUGUGAAAACCUCAAGAGAGAGUGAUGAUGUGAUGUGUUUCUGAUCGUGAGUGAGUGAGUGAGAGAGAGAGAGUUUUUAUAUUUUCGGUGUGAAAACUGUGAAUACCAUGAAUUUCUUUCUGGAAUUAAAUCUUAGAAAUAUAUAUAUAUAUAUAUGUUGGAGAUGUGAAA